AUGAGUCUUGUUAUGUCUUUUCAGGUGAUGAAGAAGAGAAAAGCUACUGUUGCAGAAUUCGCAGGUGUACGGCUUUUCACCAGUAUGUUUUCGCAUAUGACGCUUACGAUUGCCGCUGUUCGUAAAACUCUCGCUGCACAUACUGCAUUUGUACGGUCGCUUUCCGGAGUGCACUCGCAUAUGUGUGAUCAGAUGGCUCCUGUAUAUGCAUUUUAG
Messenger RNA from Gongylonema pulchrum, 216 nucleotides. The record is from the annotation of a GenBank genome assembly. Lineage: Eukaryota; Metazoa; Nematoda; Chromadorea; Rhabditida; Gongylonematidae.